Molecule: messenger RNA, 776 nt
Organism: Lycium barbarum (goji berry)
Lineage: Eukaryota; Viridiplantae; Streptophyta; Magnoliopsida; Solanales; Solanaceae
Product: probable RNA-dependent RNA polymerase 4
Exons: 4
Coding region: 97-594 (165 amino acids)
Source: RefSeq, a predicted model, not a curated record
AGUUGGAGGAUGUACUUAUGCUCCAUGAUGUUGGUGACAUUUUGCAUCUGAUAUAUCAACCUAAGUCUCAUUUUGAGUCAGAUAUUUGGAAUAAAUAUGGUCAUCUUUGUGAACAUAAUAAACGGGGUGCAGCAUCUUGAUUGGGAUUCAGGAAAGACUCAUCUCUACCAUUGCCAUGUUGAUUCGGAUGGAAGCUAUACUUUUAAGGGUCCGUACCUGAAAGCAGAAAGAAUCCAUCUGCAACAGUCUUUAGGAGAUGAGAAUGUAUUGAUUGUCAAGUUUGAGGAAAACGCCCCAGGGUGUCCAGAAGAGAUUGUUCAGAAUGGAAUUCUUGUUGGUUUGAGGCGCUAUCGCUUCUUUGCUGGCUAUCGACUCUCGAAGGCUGUUGCAUAUUACCUGUUAGCAGUACCUUGUUCAUUUGUAUCAAGCUGGUACACCCUCCAUGCGCAGAGUAAAAACAUCUACAGCAGCUUUGUUUUUAAUAUAUGCAGCAUGGAAAACUUUUGUUUUGUAAUAAUAAUAGGGCUACCAACUCUUCUUUUGUUUCGUAUUCUAGUCAUCUGCUCCUCCUAUGUAAUGAAGUACUUGGGCUAAGACCCAACCGACAAUAUUUUUUUUGUUUGUUUUUGGUUUAGAGUAUCUAUUUUUCACUUGGGUUGUGCUAUUUCCCUCUGAUGGAGCUUUGUUUAAUUUGGUUUGAAGCAGUAAUGCUAACCUCUCUCCAGUAAGUGUAUACUUGAAUUAGUUACAUUGAUUAGUCUCAUUAUGCUGCAGCA